GGCGGGGCCCGGCGCUGCGGGGCCAUGGCGGCCGCGGGCUCCGCUGCGGAGGCGCGUCCCGAGGGGCAGGAGCCUCUGCUGGGGUCCGCAGAGGCGGCGGCGGAUGAGGACGAGGAGGGGGAGAGCAGAGAUGUUGUUGAAACACAGGAGCAUUAUAAGAGUAGAUGGCGAUCCAUCUGGAUCAUGUACCUGACAAUGUUUCUCAGUAGUGUAGGUUUCUCAAUUGUAAUUAUGUCUGUGUGGCCGUAUCUCCAAAAGAUUGAUCCGACAGCGGAUGCGAGUUUCUUGGGCUGGAUUAUAGCUUCAUACAGCAUUGGCCAAAUGGUUGCCUCUCCCCUGUUUGGCUUGUGGUCCAACUACAGGCCCAGGAGAGAACCUCUGGUCAUUUCCACUGCUAUUUCAGUAGCUGCAAAUUGUCUCUAUGCCUACGUCCAUGUGCCCCAUUCCCAUAACAAGUACUAUAUGCUGACUGCACGUGCUCUCGUGGGGUUUGGAGCAGGAAAUGUGGCUGUAGUUCGAUCGUAUAUUGCGGGUGCCACUUCUCUGACGGAAAGAACGAGUGCCAUGGCCAAUACCAGUGCCUGCCAAGCAGUUGGCUUCAUAUUAGGGCCAGUUUUUCAGACAUGUUUUACACUUAUUGGAGAAGAAGGAGUAACAUGGAAAUUCCUUUGUCUUCAGCUGAACAUGUACACAGCACCAGUUUUAUUUGGAGCUCUCUUAGGAGUUAUUAAUAUUAUUCUCAUCUUCGCCAUAUUCAGGGAGCACCGAGUGGAUGACAUGGGACGCCAGUACAAUAGUAUCAAUUCUGAUGGAGAAGGAAGUGAUGUUCUGGAUCAGAACACAGAAGGAAGCAUUGACCACGUUGCUGUGGUAGCACUCAACGUUCUCUUCUUUGUCAUCUUGUUUGUGUUUGCUGUCUUUGAAACUAUAGCUACUCCACUGACGAUGGACAUGUAUUCCUGGACCAGGAAAGAAGCUGUUUUUUAUAAUGGAAUAAUCCUCAGUGUGAUUGGCAUUGAAUCAGUUAUUGUUUUCAUGGUGGUUAAAAUACUAUCAAAAAAGACUGGUGAGCGUGCCAUACUCCAUGCAGGCUUACUGAUUGUCUUGAUUGGAUUCUUUAUCUUACUGCCUUGGGGGAAGAAACUACCAAAUAUCCAGUGGCAAGAAAUAAAGAACAACUCCAUUCCCAGAACAGCCCCCACUGAAAUGUUAAUGCCUUUCUGGAGUUUGCAAGAGAUGCAGCUGCCAUCCAACCACACAGGAGAACCUGUGGGCUGCCCUGUCACACAGUCCUGGUGCCUGAAUACUCCCGUGAUCUACCUGGCCCAGUACCUCAGCUCUGAUGUGCUCAUAGGGUUGGGCUAUCCAGUUUGUAAUGUCAUGUCCUACACUUUAUACUCAAAAGUGCUGGGACCAAAGCCUCAGGGUGUCUACAUGGGAUGGCUGACUGCCUCUGGAAGUGGAGCACGGAUCCUUGGGCCUGUUUUUGUCAGCCAAAUCUACACUCACCUGGGGCCACGCUGGGCAUUCAGCUUGAUCUGUGGAGUAGUUGUAGCCUCUCUCUUACUCUUGGAGAUAGUAUACAAGAGACUAAUUGCAUUUUCUGUCAGAUAUGGGAGGAUGCAGGAAGAGAAUUGUUAAAUACGUAUUUAAAAAAAAAAAACAAACAGAAAAACCAACCAGAAGUAAUACUUAGUUUAUUACUGCUUUUUAAUGAGGAGUACCUAACCACUGACCUUGCUGGCUGUGUGCCAAUGACUGUACACCUUUACUUACACAUUGACAGAACACUUAACUUGGUCAUACCCUAAUACCUGGUCACCCCUGCUGCAACUGAGCUUUUGUGUUCUGUGUUUCUAGCAGCAGAGGAAGGAAUUUGACAGGUUAGAGCGAUACAAUGGCACAUUUGAAGUGUGUACAGUUUAAAUGGUGCAUGUGUGCACUGAAUGCAGCUGUGAAGGUCACAGGUUACGUGCAUCCUUUCCAGAAAGAAGAAAAAUAUUAUCUUGAUUCUGUGAAUCAGGAUUGGUAACUGUUUUGUAACUACAAGAUUAGUUGAGCUGCAUGCACUUUGUACGGAGACACCACUACUUGAGCAAACCUUCUGAUGUUGGGUUUGUUGGCUUGUAAGCACUGAUUAAUACAGACCAUCUGGUUCUGGAACCUGUUAUGUCUCCUCCAGGAUUUCAAAUGACAGGUGACAGAAGCAUAGAGGAAGGUAGGUACCCUCCACACAGGUAGUUGGUGUGGGAUUUGGGCCUUUAAAUUGAUCAAGAGCCACUGAAAAUCAGUCUCAGCAGCUGUUACUUGAACUACAGUGAACCAUAUGUGCAAUUUUCCUCUCCUGUUUUGCUGAAUGCCUUUUUGCAGCAAGAGAGAUAACCUGCACAGAGUUGAAAUAUGCACAGCUUUUCUUAACUACAAGAGAAAAGUCCAAGACCGAUAGUUUACACUUUUGUGCUCGGUGAGAAUGAAUGCACUGUGCUGAGCAGAGGUGGUAAUUAAGUGAAAGGAAAAAACUGGCUCCUUGGCAUUCACUGUUACCUGCAGACUUCUAUUUUUUCUGGUAUUAGGGUACGAUAAACAGGAAUUUACACUUAGUCAUUCAGACUUUGUUUUAAGAAGUGAGAUUGUAAUUUUCCUUCAUAAUGGGGCCUAAGCUCAUCCAUACGGGUUUCUUUAACUGUUUUAAUGCUGCUGGGAAAAAAACCUCUGGAAUAACUCCAGUUUGAGAGUUGUGGCUGCUGUUUAAUGUCCCUACUAUUCGAUGCUUAUUGAAUUUAAUAAAUGUAAUUGUGGAUUCCUACGUACUCACUUGUUCAAACACUAAGAGACUACUGAAUUAAAAGAUGAUUUUUUCAAUACUGA
Messenger RNA from Corvus hawaiiensis (hawaiian crow), 2868 nucleotides. It is a transcript of the gene MFSD8, whose product is annotated as major facilitator superfamily domain containing 8. Gene Ontology annotation, molecular function: transmembrane transporter activity. The transcript has 12 exons. Gene Ontology annotation, cellular component: lysosomal membrane. The coding region runs from base 25 to 1641 and encodes 538 amino acids. NCBI's taxonomy places the organism in Eukaryota, Metazoa, Chordata, Aves, Passeriformes, Corvidae. Gene Ontology annotation, biological process: transmembrane transport. The record is from RefSeq and is a predicted model, not a curated record.